AUGGCUUUUCUAGUAUCAUCGUCAGUCACUGAACUGAAUUCGAAAGAAUUACAUGAUAACAAAGGCAUGGAAUUAAGUUCCUGGGGAUUCGUAGCUUUGGUGGAUAAAUGCAGACGUGAUGCAGAAGAGAAGUGUAUGUUCAAGUCAUUGAGUGAAAUAUUUGAGAUUAAAGAAUUGGAAUGUGAUUUUCCAAAUCCCAGGGAAUUAAGGAACUUCCAUAUAUCUGCAGAAGAGGAGUUUAUAAAACUAUUGUAG
Messenger RNA from Parnassius apollo (apollo), 255 nucleotides. Lineage: Eukaryota; Metazoa; Arthropoda; Insecta; Lepidoptera; Papilionidae. The record is from the annotation of a GenBank genome assembly.